Molecule: messenger RNA, 3129 nt
Organism: Thecamonas trahens ATCC 50062
Lineage: Eukaryota; Apusomonadida; Apusomonadidae
Exons: 4
Coding region: 1-3108 (1035 amino acids)
Biological process (GO): amino acid transmembrane transport
Molecular function (GO): amino acid transmembrane transporter activity; protein binding
Source: RefSeq, a predicted model, not a curated record
AUGUCCGAGGAAGAGCGAGCGGCGGCGCAGAAUGCGCGGUCGCACCAGACGGCGGAGGAGAUGGCACAGGCGCUCAAGGCGCUGCACGGCAUUGACCUCGAUGUUGACACAUCGCAGCCGCACCUAAUCAACCUGCACAAUCCGUCGCUACUGUACGGGCUCGAGGCGGAGCGGACGGUGUUUGGCAAGGCGCAGGAGGCCGACGUGGUGCUCGGGGGCGUGCUGGUGCAGAACCUGCACUGCACGAUCAGCAACGCCGAGGGGCAGUGCACGCUCGAGCCGCACUCGAACGCAGUCCUCUUUCUCGACGGCAACAAGCUCGAGUCUGCGGCGGUGCUCCACGAGGGCGACCGCAUUGUGAUUGGCAACAACCACUUUUCCGGUUUGUGGACCCGGUUGAGAUCGGUCCACUACGACCUGCACUACGCGGUGCAGGAGCUAGCGUCGCACAAUCCGCUGACCAAGAUCCAGAAGGUGGCCGGUGAGACGGACGCGCAGGCGAAGCGGCGCGGCGAGCUCGAGCUUGUCCUCACGGACAUGCUGCCGUUUAUCAUGGAGGCGAAUGCGGUGUGCAAGUCGAUGAACAAGCCGCGGCGGUUCGAGCCUGUGUUUGCGUGCGACAUGUCGAAGGGUUACCACAACGCCAAGACGGAGAUCAAGAUCAAAGUGGUCCACCUCGACGAGCCAGAGCGCGAGUCGUUCUGGUCGACGGAUCGGUUCGAGGACGAGCUGCUCUCGAUGAAGGAGGUGUACGAGGGGUACAACGCGAGACCGCCCGGAGACGAGCUCAUCGGGCUCGCACACGUGCUUCUGCUUGCGCUCUCGGAGGGCAUUCCGGUGGGGCCGAACCUCCACACGCCGAUCUGGGACGCGACCGGCGGGUACCAGGGCGGACUGAUCAUCUCGAUCUACGUGGCGUCGGUGACGGGCGAAAUCAUCGAGUAUGAGGAUCUCGACGACGAGAACUGGCUUGCGGCGGGGUCGCGGGUCGACUUUCUGGUCUCGAUUGCGUCUGUUGUGGGCGUCCCGCUCCAGUACGAGAACGGGGUGUACUGCAAGUUCAAGUUUUUCGAUACGGAGCUUGUGUACACGCCGCCGUCUGUGGACUGCAUUGUCAACCACGAGCUCAACCACAAGCACCUGGUGACGACCAACGUGACGGCCGAUCUUGUCAAGUACUUGCAGGAGGAGGAGCUGGUUGUUGAGGUCUGGGCGGUCGCCGACAAGACGUUCCAGGUCCAGGAGAUGACUGGCGGAGCCGAGGGGACCAAGGUCCCGCACUUUAUCCACACGUCGGACGACGGCGACGGAGCCGGGCUCGGUGACCUCGACGCGAGCUUCAUGACUGAGAUGCUGGAGCGGAUGACGCCGCAGUCGUUCCGGCCGGGGCAGUACAUCAUGCGCGAGGGCGACGACGGGCACUCGAUGUACUUUCUCACCAAGGGCAUUGUCCUUGUGGAGCUCCCCAACGGCGACACGAUCCAGAUCAACGAGGGCACGUUCUUUGGUGAGAUCGCGCUCUUCAUGCACACGCAGCGGACGGCGUCGAUCCGGGCGUACAACGAUGUCCAAGUGCAGGUCCUCACCCGCGACACCUUUAACGAUGUGGUGGCCAAGUGGCCGGCGGUCAAGGCGCAGUUUGAGAGUCUCGCCGAGCAGCAUCUCGAGUCGGACCGCAAGCGCUCUCGGCGUGGAUCGCGGGUCCAGGAGAACGCGUCGUGGAUGAAGCGCAUCGCGUCGGUCAUUCAGACCGCCAUGGGCUCGGCAGUGCCCGGCGGCAGCAACGGAGCCGGGGUGGCGUUGGUGGAGGGUGGCGGCGGCGGCGGCGGUGGAGCGGUUGUGGGCGGCGAGUACGACGUGGAGGUGCUGGACGGGCCAGACGCGGUGCGGCGCGGGACGAAGCUUUCUGCGGCAGCGAACCUGGCCAACUCGACGAUUGGGGCCGGGAUUCUUGCGCUGCCGAUUGUGCUCUCGUACUGUGGGCUUGUGCCUGGGGUGGCGCUGGUGGUGGCCAUGGGGCUCAUGGCCGACUUUUCGCUCAAUCUGCUGACGUCUGUGGCCAAGACGAUGCCGCAGAACCGGCUGACGUACGAGGACGCUGGGGUAAUGUUCCUCGGUGGAGCUAAGGGGUCCAAGCUUGUGGAGAUUUGCACGAUUGGAAUCAACUUUGGGGCUGUGACGGCGUACGUGAUCAUUCUAGGCGACAUGAUUGUGCCACUGGCCAAGCUUGUCUUUCCGGAUGAUUCGAUCAUGACCUCGCGCGAGGUGCUGACGCUUAUUCUUGCGACCGGGGCAAUGCUGCCGCUUGCACUGCUGCGGCGGAUCAACUCGCUGCGGUACGCAUCGCUGCUCUCGCUCGCGAUGGUGAUCACAUUUGUAGUGGUGGUCCUUGUCGACUCUGCGACGAAGAGCUCCAACUCGCACAUCAGCGGACGGCACGAGGACAUUGCGUGGUUCCGGCUCUCGUCGGACCUGUUCAAGGGAGUGCCGCUCAUCACGUUUGCGUUUGCGUGCCACACCAAUUUGUUUCCUGUUCUCAAGGAGAUGCCGACGCUCAAGCGGUUCUCGCACGCGAUCCACGCGUCGACGCUCACGUGCGGCACGCUGUAUCUCACUGCUGGCAUUGCGGGCUACGUGGUGUUUCUCUCGCAGACGCGCGGCAAUCUCUUGGUCGGGUAUCCGGACGACUCGGUGCUGUUCAACAUCCUGCGCGCCCUCUUCUGCCUCACGAUGGUUCUCACGUACCCACUGGCCGGGUACCCUGUCCGGCUCUCAGUUGACCGCAUGCUCUUUCCCAAGGCGGCGCGCGAGAUGACGACGGCCCGCCUUGUUGGCGUGACGGUGGGGAUCUGGGUGGCGGCAGUCUCGCUUGCGCUGGCAGUUCCCAACGUGACGGUUGUUUUUGGUCUUGUCGGAUCGACGGCGUCGAUGUUUACAUCGUACAUCCUGCCGGGCCUCCUCUUCUACCGCUGCGUGGAGCUCCAGCGCGAGUCACCGCGGUGGAAGCGGUGGGCGGCGGUGGUGCUUGUUGUGGCGGGCGUUGUGCUCGGGGUGACGUCGACGGCGGUUAUCCUUGUUGGCGUUGCGCGCGGCGAGUCUGACGAUUGAGUAAAGUAUUUAGGCAGGAGA